AAGUCAACCCCUGACUCUCCUUUUUCGCAAUGGAUGUGGUACAGGCGGUGGCCGGGUCCGUCGCCAAGAUGGUCUCGGCCGGUGACGGCGCUGGUGGUGCGCCAUCCUCCAAGAUGAAGAUCCUGCUGCUGGAUAAAGACACAGUAUCGGUCGUCUCGACGGCCAUCACGCAGUCUUCGCUCCUGAACCACGAGGUGUAUCUCAUCGACCGGCUGGAGAACGCAAGCAGGGAAAAGAUGCGACAUCUCAGGUGCAUAUGCUUCGUCCGACCGUCCUCGGACUCGAUACAGUUUCUCCUGGACGAGCUGCGGGAGCCCAAAUACGGGGAAUAUCACCUCUACUUCAGCAAUGUCAUCAAGAAGUCAGCGCUGGAGCGCCUGGCCGAGGCGGAUGACCACGAGGUGGUCAAGCUGGUCCAGGAGCACUUUGCCGACUUCGUCGUCAUCAACCCAGACCUAUUCUCCAUCGAUGUCCGCCCGCCGAUGCACCGGAUAUGGAGCACGAGUCCUGAUAUGUGGAACACAGACAGCCUGGCGCGGACGACCGAGGGCCUGAUCGCCGUCCUCCUGGAGCUGAAGAAGAGGCCGCUCAUCCGGUACGAGAAGAACAGCCUCCUGGCCAAGAAGCUGGCGACCGAGGUGCGCUAUCACAUUAACCAGGAGGACCAGCUCUUCGACUUCAGAAAGGUCGACACUCCACCGAUAUUGCUAAUUUUGGACCGGAGAGAUGACCCUAUCACGCCGCUCCUGACGCAAUGGACGUACCAGGCCAUGGUACACCACCUCCUUGGGAUAGACAACGGCAGGGUCGACCUGAGCGACGUGCCAGACAUUCGACCGGAGCUGAAGGAGAUUGUCCUGUCGCAGGACCAGGACCCCUUCUUCAAAAAGAACAUGUACCUCAACUUUGGCGACCUAGGCGGGAACAUCAAGGACUACGUCGAGCAGUACCAAUCAAAGACCAAGAACAACGCCAAUAUCGAGUCUAUCACGGACAUGAAGCGCUUCAUAGAGGAGUAUCCAGAGUUCCGGAAGCUGUCGGGCAACGUGAGCAAGCACGUCGCCCUGGUGUCUGAGCUCAGCAGGAGGGUGGGUGCCGAGAAUCUGCUCGAGGUGAGCGAGCUGGAACAGAGUCUCGCCUGCAACGACAACCAUGCAGCAGAUCUGAAGAACGUGCAGCAAUUGAUCCAGUCACCAUCCGUAUCAGCGGACAACAAGGUGGUCCUGGUUGCUCUCUAUGCGCUCCGGCAUCAGAAGCACCCUUCGAACUCAGUGCCCAUGCUCGUUGACCUCCUGUCAACGGUGGGCGGAGUGCCGGCUAGGAAGGCAGACCUCGUGGUAAAGCUGCUCGCAUACCACUCAUCACUGCAGCAGUCACAGGCGGCCGGCGGGAUCACGGAUCUCUUUGAGUCCGCCGGCAUCUUUUCGGGGGCGGGGAGCAGGUUUAAAGGGCUCAAAGGUGUGGAGAACGUCUACACGCAGCACUCGCCCCUCCUCGAGACGACGCUCCAGAAUCUCAUCAAGGGCAAGCUCAGAGAGCAGCAGUACCCCUUCGUCGAGGGAGGAGGGACUACGAGGGACAAGCCGCAGGAUAUUGCCGUCUUCAUCAUUGGAGGCGCGACCUACGAGGAGGCACGGACGAUCGCAACUAUCAACGCCUCCACGCCAGGAGUCCGAUUGGUCCUGGGCGGCACGACGGUGCACAACGCCGCCACCUUCUUGGAAGAGGUAGACGACGCCGUAUCCUCAUGGCCAGAGCCUCCACUAACGACGGCGGCAGGACGGCUGCGCAAAGAGCUGGGGCGGAGGUGAAGGGGGUACUAUGGCGGUGGGUGUCUGCUGGUAGCAUCGUCCCGCAAUGGCAGUUGAGAAGUUUCAUCUGUCCAAGGGCAAGGGGUGCUGAUGGUUGGAAACCAUCUAAAACGGGAGGAACCGGAAGAAUCCACCGAGACAGAAAGCUUAAGCAUCGCAAUCGGAAGGGCGAGAGGUCCUCAGCUCUAACGAUCAGCGAAUUUAGACUCUCGGAACGGCGAUCGGACACCAUAAACUUCGGCAAAAUUCAAAUACCAUAAUAUACCCUGCAUGAUCUUGAGCAAGAGAAUGAUCUCGGGACACAUGGUCACAAGGAGGGCCGCCCGGGGGGGGGUGUCUACAGAGAAGAGCAGCAGGAGCGACAGGUUACAACAGCCAGGCCAUCGCCUCUCACCACCCCAAGACUCGAGGAUCGUACGAUUUCUCGGACCACUCCUCGGAUCGCCCAGCUAGAGUUCAUGCAUCGGCCGGCGCUGUAACGUCUCGGCAGAUUGUGUGAUCAGGCGUUCCGUCCAGAUGAGGAGGAGCAGGGAACUCAGCAGCCAUGGGCAACCUCUUCAUCCGUCCACCCCUCUCCUUGUUCCCUGCGCCUGCUAUGUCAUCUCGUGUACUUUGCAUAAAAGCUCACAAUGUGAUCUCGAGAGCGUCAUUCACUUGUCAAUGCAGGGGAGGGGAGCAGGGUGUGAUCUCACUCAAGGUGUAUCCACAUUCACAUGCUCAAGAUACUAGGACUCCAGAGCGUGGGCGUGUCGGUGUCGUAAUUCCAACAUGCCGUGCGGACUUCGUGU
Molecule: messenger RNA, 2599 nt
Organism: Cryphonectria parasitica EP155
Lineage: Eukaryota; Fungi; Ascomycota; Sordariomycetes; Diaporthales; Cryphonectriaceae
Exons: 2
Coding region: 30-1811 (593 amino acids)
Biological process (GO): vesicle-mediated transport; intracellular protein transport
Cellular component (GO): Golgi membrane
Source: RefSeq, a predicted model, not a curated record